Messenger RNA from Hyaloperonospora brassicae, 1329 nucleotides. The record is from the annotation of a GenBank genome assembly. NCBI's taxonomy places the organism in Eukaryota, Oomycota, Peronosporomycetes, Peronosporales, Peronosporaceae.
AUGUCGCUGGCCUUUCUGUCCAAGAAGAGCUGGCACACAGCGAACCUACGCAAUGUCGAAAAGGUCUGGAUUGCUGAGCAAAAGCAUGCAGCCGAAGAGAAGAAAGUCGCAGAGCUGCGGAAGAACAUCGAGCAGGAGCGGCAGCUGCAGGAGCUGCGACAGCUUCAGGCGGACCAGGGCAACAAGUCCGCGGCAAUUGAGCGUGUCGACUGGAUGUACGAAGGACCGUCAGCAGCUCGGGAGAAGACGGCCGAGGAGUUUUUGCUCGGCAAAGAGUACAAGGGUGAGGACGAGAAGACUGCUGUAGAGGAGGUGGACCUAAGUGCGACGACAAAGUACGGCUCUUUGGCGCUGACGAAGAGCGCGUUACCAGCGAAUGACGCUUUUCAGCGGCUGCAUGAGGACCCGAUGAUGCUCAUUCGUAAGCGUCAGCAGGCUGCUCGUGAAGAGGUUUUGAAGAAUCCAGUCAAGAUGAAGCGUAUUCAGGAGGAGGUGGAUCGUUUGAAACAGAUGAAGAAAGCCAAGAAAGAUAGGAAGAAAGAAAAGAAGCGGGCGCGAAAGGAUGAAAAGCGUCGGCUACGGAAGAAGAGGAAGCUUCGUGGUGACAGCGAAGACAGCGAAGAUGGAGUUGACAAGAAGAUGGAUAGCUGUUUUGAGCGAAACCAUUCGACCGUUCAUCGAGGAAAUGAUCGUGCUAGUGAGAAGGAACGAUUGCGUCAAAGAUCCAGUGGGCGUUACGAUGAUGAGGGGUCUGGUCGUGAAGAUACACGUCGGGAUCGAAGCAGCCGACAAGAUGCGUCACAAGCACACGAGAAUGAUUCUGUUGGGGUGCAUCGACACGGCCACUCUCGCACGGAUGCGGAAUCGAGACGUAAACCUGUUGAUAGGGAAGGAAAAUACGGUCUCAUUAACAAAACGGAUGCAGUGAAGUCAAAGAACGUCGACAAAACAUCUUUGGGACCCAGUGUUCAGCACUUGGCGAAGGCUCGUGAGGCCAAACGGCUCGAAGAAGAAGAGCGCCAGCGUAAGCUAGGUGAGCCGUCGGGCAAGGAAGCGCGCAAGCUGACCGAAGAGGAGAAGAGGCAAAGGGUUCAGCAAAUGGUGGACGAUGCAAAGCAGCGUGACGAGUACAUUAAAAAGCGCGCGACUCUGAAGAAAGACGAGCUGGACAAGCUGGAGCAAAACGCUACGAGCAGUAAUCCGGAGUUUCUCAGGAAAGUGCGUUCGGACGCAUACUUGGACAGCGAAAGUAGCAUGAGCGACCGGCUUCGCAGAAAUGCUCACUACAUCCAACGAAAAGCUGACGCCUCCAACUUCCUCACGAAGUAG